AUGGCCGUGGUUCUGAACGAGACGGAGAAGAAGAAGGCGAAGGAGGCCUUCCUCGGCAUCGGCGUGUGCGAGGAGCUCGCCGAGGCGGCGGCGGACCUCGGGUGGAAGGCGCCGUCCGAGAUUCAGGCGCAGUCCAUCCCGCAGGCCCUGCAGGGCAAGGACGUCAUCGGUCUUGCUCAGACGGGCAGCGGCAAGACCGGCGCGUUCGCUCUGCCCAUCCUGCAGGAGCUCCUGGACAAGCCCCAGGCGUUCUUCGCGCUCGUGCUCUCCCCGACGCGCGAGCUCGCCAUCCAAAUCGCCGAGCAGUUCGAGGCGCUGGGCGCCGGCAUCGGCGUCAAGACCGCGGUGCUCGUGGGCGGCAUCGACAUGAUGGCGCAGUCCAUCCAGCUGGGUAAGCGGCCGCACGUCGUCGUCGGCACCCCCGGCCGCGUCGUGGACCACCUCACCAACACCAAGGGGUUCACCCUGAAGCAGCUGCAGGUGCUGUGCCUGGAUGAGGCGGACCGGCUGCUCAACCUGGACUUUGAGCAGGAGAUCGACCAGAUCCUCAAGGUCGUCCCGCGGGACAGGCGCACGCAGCUGUUCUCCGCGACGAUGACGAGCAAGGUGGCCAAGCUUCAGCGCGCGUGCCUCCGUAACCCGGUCAAGGUUGAGGUUAGCGCCAAGUACAGCACCGUGGACUCGCUGAAGCAAAACUACCUUUUCAUCCCGGCCAAGCACAAGGACUGCUACGUCAACUACCUCUUCAACGAGCUCAGCUCGUCCACGAUGAUGGUGUUCACCAGGACAUGCGACCAGACCAGAAAGCUCGCGCUGGUGGCGAGGAACCUCGGCUUCGGCGCCAUACCCAUCCACGGCCAGAUGAGCCAACCCAAGCGCAUCGGCGCGCUGAACAAGUUCAAAGCCGGCGAGCGCAACAUCCUCGUCGCCACCGACGUCGCCUCGCGCGGUCUCGACAUCCCCGCCGUCGACGUCGUCAUCAACUACGACGUCCCACAGAACAGCAAGGACUACGUGCACAGGGUGGGACGCACGGCGCGCGCCGGCAGGAGCGGCCUCGCCAUCACCAUGGUGACCCAAUACGACGUCGAGCUGUAUCAGAAGAUUGAGCGCCUGAUCCAGAAGAAGCUUGACGCGUACGACGCCCCGGAGGAGGCGGUGCUGCUGAUGAACGAGCGGGUGAACGAGGCGCAGAGGAUCGCGCAGCAGCAGAUGAGGGAAGCCGACGCGAAGGGGGGCGGGAAGAAGCGAAACAGGGACGGAGACGGGGAGGAGGACAGCCAGUUGUUGACAAUCAUGGGCAAGGGCGGCCGCGGCGGGAAGAAGGGUGGCAGAGGAGGAGGACGACGCUGA
Messenger RNA from Micromonas commoda, 1353 nucleotides. RefSeq names its product dead-box ATP-dependent RNA helicase. The record is from RefSeq and is a predicted model, not a curated record. Lineage: Eukaryota; Viridiplantae; Chlorophyta; Mamiellophyceae; Mamiellales; Mamiellaceae. The coding region runs from base 1 to 1353 and encodes 450 amino acids. Gene Ontology annotation, molecular function: nucleic acid binding; ATP binding; RNA helicase activity. The transcript has a single exon.